Messenger RNA from Panicum hallii, 1331 nucleotides. RefSeq names its product pirin-like protein At1g50590. The transcript has 5 exons. NCBI's taxonomy places the organism in Eukaryota, Viridiplantae, Streptophyta, Magnoliopsida, Poales, Poaceae. The record is from RefSeq and is a predicted model, not a curated record. Bases 251 to 1132 code for a protein of 293 amino acids.
GAGCGCGGCCGAGAAAACGAGCGAGGCGAGCUGUCGCUUUUGACCUCGGGGCGUAACGGAAUCGAGGCGGGUUCGCGCGCUGCUGCUGCUGCUCCCCUAUAUAAGAAGAGGCGGCAAAGGCAACGGCGGAGCCAUCGUCGUCGUACUUGCCCGCAAGGAACACGGGUCGGCGGCCGGCGGUUGGAGGAGCCGAGGGGGUUGGAGCAGCAGCAGCAGCAGCUGGGGGGAUCGGUGCGCGCGCGCGGUGGCAAUGGAGAAGCCCCGGCAGGUGGUGCGCAAGUUUCUGGCGCGGCCGCAGCACGAGGGCGUCGGCGCCGUCGUCCGCCGCAGCGUCGGCAGGUUUGAGCUGAGGUACUUCGAUCCGUUCCUAGUCCUCGACGAGUUCUCCGUCUCUGCUCCGGCGGGGUUCCCCGACCACCCGCACAGAGGAUUCGAGACCGUCACCUACAUGCUCGAGGGCGCGGUGACGCACGAGGACUUCGAGGGCCACCGUGGCACGAUCAAGGCCGGCGACGUGCAGUGGAUGACGGCCGGCCGCGGCAUCGUGCACUCCGAGAUGCCCGCCGGCCCCGGCACGUCCAAGGGCCUGCAGCUCUGGGUCAACCUCUCCUCCGCCAACAAAAUGGUCGAGCCCGGGUACCAGGAGAUCCAGAGCAAGGACAUCGCGUGCACGUCCGCCGACGGCGUCACGGUGCGCGUGAUCGCGGGGAACGCCAUGGGCGCCCGGUCGCCGGUGCGCACGCGGACGCCGACCAUGUACCUCGACUUCACGGUGCGCCCGCGCGCCGCGGUGCGGCAGCCCGUGCCCCCGUCGUGGAACGCCUUCGUGUACGUGCUCGAGGGCGAGGGCGUCUUCGGGGCCGAGCGGUGCGCGCCCGCCGGCGCGCACCACCUGCUCCUCCUCGGGCAGGGCGACGGCCUCGAGGCGUGGAACAAGUCGGACAGGCCGCUCCGGUUCCUGCUCAUCGGCGGCGAGCCCAUCGGGGAGCCCGUGGCGCAGCUGGGCCCGUUCGUCAUGAACACCGAGGAGGAGAUCGACAUGACCGUCGACGACUUCGAGCGCUACGCCAACGGGUUCGAGAAGGCCAGGCACUGGAAAUCGCAGGCCAUGGUAGCGCUGGGCGUAGAGUAGGGCGAAACGAAGAGCAUAGUACACAGCCAAGAGAAGAAAAGGUCAACACAUUAUUUUCGUUUUUUCCCUAUUUCUCGUACUAUAGUUGCUAGAUUUAUUAUUUUUUCCUUUUCCCCAACAUCGGGGUCUCUCUGUGUACAUAUCUGGCAUAAAUUAAGUUUUAUCAAUAACGGAAUUAUUAAAUGUUCAUAAUGUUGAA